CAGGGGGGCACCGCUGGGACAGCAGUGUUGGCGGCGAGAAGUCAAUUUUCUUUUCUAUACAAUCCAGAAAAUACUAUAUUUCUUCGGUAACAAAGAAAAGAUGCUCAGAGCGAUGCAUUACUCCCCGUUGGUCAACCACCUCAGUGUUGCCCCAGUGUCUGAAGAGGAUGAGGAUGAUAAAGAAUGUGAAACCUGUAGGUCAACGGGAGCCGGUGAGAACUCUUCUGAUAGCAGCCUCGGUGCUGAGAACAUGUCCCGACCCCCAGGCAUCAGCAACGAGGAUUUCUGUGAGCCGAUACUAACCGAGGAGAGCAAGGUGCUGCCAGGGAAGCAGAUUAAACAGAUCUCCAUGCACUUUCCUCCAAGACUCGCAGCAUGCACUUGGACCCUGGCGUACAGCACUAUGAAUCAUGGAACCAGCCUGAGGACCCUGUACAGAUCCAUGCAUGGGCUGGAUUGCUCCACAUUUAUAGUCAUUAAAGGUACCGAUGACCAGGUGUUUGUUGCCUUAUGUUCCAGUCCAUUGAGGGUCAGUGACUGUUUCUAUGGCACGGGGGAGACUUUACUUUUCUCUCUCUCGCCAGAACUUCAGGUAUUUAAAUGGACAAGUGAAAACUCCUUCUUUGCCAAAGGGAAUCUAGAAUCGUUUGCUUUUGGGCGAGGGAGGGGUCUUUUUGGAUUAUGGCUGGAUGGAGACAUCUAUCAUGGAAGAAGCCAUGCAUGUGAUACUUUUAACAAUGACAUUUUGUCUAAAACAGAAGAUUUCUUUGUGCACGUCUUGGAAGUCUGGGCUCUUAAGUGACGAAGUGUGAUACAACAGAAACGGAGUCACAGGAUCAGUUUUGUUCCAUGGAAGCCAGCACUGAAUACAACGCUUACUGUACUUGCAGAGAGGUAAAAGCAGGAUUUGAAAUUGUGACAAUUCCACGAGAAGACGGUGCAACAGGUGUUAUUGUACUUUUUAUAAACAGUAACACAGUAUGAGCCAAAAUACGUACAAUAAGUUUCUGAUCUAAAGUUAUAUGCUUCACUGAAGAGGGGAAGACAGCAAUACAAUAACCGCACAACCACUUAUUCAAUGCUGUAACACUCUCCAUGCAAAUUGCCAUUCAAAGGGCUUGUUCAAGAACGGUAGCAAUCAACCUUGCAAAUUCAAUGCUUAUAAGCGAAUGUGGCAGAAAAGAAGUUCUUUGCAGCUUGUGUUUUUCUGGUUAUUCUUAUGGUAAUAUAAAAAUGCAAUUUGUUCAAUUGGAAUUGAUUUACAAUUGAAAUGCAGGGCAUUAUUGGCUUUAAUGUGCAAAAAAUUUGCUUGCAGUUUUGCUUUAUAAAUUGCUCUACAUAGCUUGGGCCUCCUAAGCUGUCUAAUAGUGUGCUUAAUAAUUAUAGAUCACUGCCAUAGAGGGCUGCAUGGAAAGCUGUUGAGCACCACUAGCACUGUAAAUGAUUAACAGAUUUCUGUUUUUAUCAAAGAGCAGUAGAACCUGUCUUUCGUGCUCAAAAAUAAACACAUUAAAUAUUUUA
This is a messenger RNA of Polyodon spathula (Mississippi paddlefish), 1521 nucleotides long. RefSeq names its product TLD domain-containing protein 2-like. Gene Ontology annotation, cellular component: nucleus. Gene Ontology annotation, biological process: response to oxidative stress. The record is from RefSeq and is a predicted model, not a curated record. Bases 101 to 802 code for a protein of 233 amino acids. Lineage: Eukaryota; Metazoa; Chordata; Actinopteri; Acipenseriformes; Polyodontidae. The transcript is spliced from 6 exons.